GGACACCAUUCAACAUGCAUUGACUCAGCCAGUACUCAACACUAGCUCUAGGCCUCCUACCGUAGCUCCAUUUCAACAGGCAUCCCAUCACUUCACACAAACACAUCACACAUCCACCGAGCACAUCCACCAGAACACCUAAUGCAUCUCUGAUUUCAGACCACUUGAGGCACUAAACACGACAAGAACUUUUCUACCACAUCCUCCGGGACUGGAGUGAGAUCACCGUUGAUUGGCUAGCGCCCCGGUAACCAGUAAACUGACUUCCGUGACGACGAUGCGGUCGCUGUGCAGGCUAUUCGUGGUGGCGGUCGCCGCCGGCGUGUGGGCGUUUGCCGGCAUAGGGGUACGUGCGGCCCCGACGACGCCGACGCCGACAGGGCAGCCGGCCUCCGAGGAGGAGGUGAACGUGCUGAUGUUCGGCGUGCUGCAGCUAUCCGAGUCGCUGCGCCACACCUACCGCACCACCGAGGCCCGGCUGGACCGGCUGGCCAGAGCCGUGCGCAGCACCGAGAGCCUGAUGCAGCGCGUCGACCGCCAGACGCUGGAGGCCAAGCAGGCCGAGGUCCAGAUCAGAGAGGGCAUCCACCACCUCCAGGCGCAGACUGCGGAUCUCAGGAGCUCCACGCAGCAGGCUAAAGGGAAGGUGGAGCAGGUGCAGCAGCAGGAGCUGGAGCUCAAGAUGAAGCUGAGCGGACUGGAGUCCACCCUCAGCAGCGCCAGCCCCGACAACGUCAAAUCACUCAAGGACACUGUUCAGAAGCACUCAAUGCUGCUGAAGGAUUUACUGGACUGGACCAAGACACAGAGGGAGAAAAUAGAACUACAGAACCAACAGUUGACCCAGUUACAGAAACAGAAAGGGUCGUAACACUUGCCUGAAGCAAGGACACAUUGGACACUCCACACAAGACCAUACUUCAAGCUAUUUACAUACCAACAAACAGAUCCAGCCAAUACAUUUCAUCCAAUACAUCAUAUUAUAUAACACUGUAUUUUAAUGUUUCUUAUAUGCUUACUUAUUAAAUUAUGUGUCACUUACUUAUGUUACUAACUUGCCUUUGAUAUUUAAAAUAAAUAUUGAUUCAAUAA
This is a messenger RNA of Sardina pilchardus (European sardine), 1092 nucleotides long. RefSeq names its product angiopoietin like 8 (gene angptl8). The transcript is spliced from 4 exons. The coding region runs from base 278 to 871 and encodes 197 amino acids. The record is from RefSeq and is a predicted model, not a curated record. Gene Ontology annotation, biological process: regulation of lipid metabolic process; triglyceride homeostasis. NCBI's taxonomy places the organism in Eukaryota, Metazoa, Chordata, Actinopteri, Clupeiformes, Clupeidae.